ACGUCGCCUACCUGCGCUCCGUCCUGCCCAGCACCGUGGAGGAUGCCUUCUUCGAUUACCUGGCCACCCUGGAUGCCUCCGAGGUGACCGUCUCUGCCGUGCCUGAAGGCUCCGUCAUCUUCGCCAGGGUCCCGUUCCUGCAGGUGAAGGGGCCACUGCUGGUGGUGCAGCUGCUGGAGACCACGUUGCUGUGCCUGGUCAGCUAUGCCAGCCUGGUGGCCACGAACGCUGCCCGCUUCCGACUCCUUGCUGGCCCGGACAUGAAGCUGAUGGAGAUGGGGCUCCGUCGCGCUCAGGGGCCGGACGGCGCCCUUUCGGCCUCCAAGUAUUCCUACAUCGGGGGCUUUGACUGCACCAGUAACAUCCUGGCGGGGAAGCUCUAUGGCAUCCCGGUGCACGGCACCAUCGCCCACUCCUUCAUUAUGUCCUUCGCCUCGCUGGAGGAGGUGCAGCCCCGGCUGGUGCCGCUGGCAGGAGGAGAGCCGGUGGAUCUCCCGGCCCUGGCUGAGUUGUGGCUGCAGCGGGUGUGAGCCUCCCCGGAGGCGGCCAACCGGGGCGAGCUGGCCGCUUUUGUGUCCUACGCCGUCACCUUCCCGCACAACUUCCAGGGGCUGCUGGACACAUAUUGCGUCAGGAGGAGCGGCUUGCCCAACUUCUGUGCCGUAGCGCUGGCCCUGCACCAACUGGGGUACCGGGCCAUUGGGGUGCGCCUGGACAGCGGAGACCUGGCCCAGCAGUCCAAGGAGAUCCGCCGAGUGCUCAAAAAAAGCUCCGCCAGCUUCCAGGUGCCCUGGUUUGAGACCAUCCCCAUCGGUGUCAGCAAUGACAUCAGCGAGCAGAGCCUGGAGGAGUUCAGGCAGGAGGGGAGCGAGAUUGACGUGAUCGGCGUCGGGACGAACCUGGUGACGUGUCCCCUGCAGCCGUCACUGGGCUGCGUUUACAAGCUGGUGGAGGUCAACGGCUCCCCAUGCCUGAAGCUCACAGAGGAUGAGGAGAAGAUGACAAUCCCCGGGGCAAAGACGAUCUAUCGGCUCUAUGACACUGCUGGUCACCCCUUCAUGGACCUCAUGGCACUGGAAGAGGAACCCUCGCCCAGUGCAGGGCAGGAGUUGGCGAUCCGUGUCCUGGGGCGGCUUGGUGAGACGAGCAAGGUCGUGCCCACCACUGUGGAACCUCUUCAUCGCAUGUACUUCAGAGAUGGCCAGAGAGACUCUUCAGCUGCUGGUGCUUUGGCUUUGCCCAGGACCAUCUUGGAGUAUCUCCAAGGAUGGAGCCUCCCCCACCUCUUUGGCAACCUGCGCCAGUGA
Molecule: messenger RNA, 1307 nt
Organism: Leptosomus discolor (cuckoo roller)
Lineage: Eukaryota; Metazoa; Chordata; Aves; Leptosomiformes; Leptosomidae
Source: RefSeq, a predicted model, not a curated record